UUUCUUGACCAACCAACAUCAAACCCUGCACUAUAAUAACCCAACUAUUUGUCACUUUGCGCCGAAUGUCAAUAACAAAAUCUGGGCUUUUGGAGCGCUCUCGCAAUACCCUUUUUGUCUUCCCACAAACUGGAAUUGCGUUUCAAUGGCGAUAACGAGUGGCUUGGCAACCUCUUGUGCAGUUGCAGGCUUAAAAUCUAAGGCAAAAUCAGGUGUCAGUUUGCUUUUCAGUUCUUCAGCUUCUUCUCUUUCUAUCGAUCGAUCGCUUAUUUUGGUCAUCAAGUUAGAUUUUUCUGCAGUCGUCGAAGCAUUAAGACGUUUGGUUUAUUGUACGAGAUCGCACUUGUUGAGCCCUAGAUGUGACGUUGGUUCGAACUCAGUGGUUAAAAAUGGUGAUAAGGAAUCCAAAGCUUCCAUUUUUGCAGCUUUCCGUCUUCGCAAGAAUCUGCUGCUGCUGAUAAUUGGCGGAGUAAAGGACCAGCUUGGAAGUCAUGGCCUGAGUUGGCAGGCGUGACAACAGAGGAAGCAAAAAGGAAGAAGAUAAAGGUGGAGAAACCAGAGCUGUACAUGCAUAUAAUUCCACUCCGUUCCUGUGUGAGAGAUGUUGAAAUCGUACAGCUCGAAAAUACAACUCGAAAAUAUUUUAGGGCAUGCUGUUGAUGAAGAAACUUUUGAAACAGAUUGCAAUAAUGAAGAAAUUCUUGGAGCAGAUUGGUGGAGUACACCAGCAGAGGAAGCAGAACCAGAGCUGGACAUGCGUAUAAUUCCGCCCUGUUACUCUGAUUUUGAUGUCCAUAUAAUUGCUGAUAAUGAAGAAACUUUUGGAACAGAUUGGCGGAGUAAACUAGCUGGGAAGUCAUGGCCUACGUUGGUUGGCCUGUCAACAGAGGAAGCAGAAAGGAAGAUAAAGGAGGAGAACCCAAAGCUGCACCUACAUAUAAUUCCAGCCAAUUCAAUGGUGACUUUGGAUUACUGUUCAAAUAGGGUCCGUAUCUUUGCUGAUAAAUAUGGAAAAGUUGCCUCGGUCCCUAGCAUUGGCUAAUCAUCUUCUCAAAAGAACUUAUGAACACUGAGGAUCAAAAUGCCUCUUUUGGUUUUCUCUGUGAACUAAUGUUGAACUACUGUGUCUAUUUCUCUGUCGUCUAUCCAAUCUGGUUUCUCCACGGAAUAUGAAUAAAGGCUGGGCAAAUAUACUAUUA
This is a messenger RNA of Nicotiana tabacum (common tobacco), 1199 nucleotides long. RefSeq names its product wound-induced proteinase inhibitor 1-like. Gene Ontology annotation, biological process: response to wounding. NCBI's taxonomy places the organism in Eukaryota, Viridiplantae, Streptophyta, Magnoliopsida, Solanales, Solanaceae. Gene Ontology annotation, molecular function: serine-type endopeptidase inhibitor activity. The record is from RefSeq and is a predicted model, not a curated record.